UCUUAAAUCAAUUCGCAUCCCUGGAUUGACUGAGGGGUGAUUUGGAUGGAGAUGAAGGCGGUGGUGUCCUGUACCGGGCUUAUGCUUCUAUUUGCGUGGCUUUCUCCAAGCCAAGCCCUUUAUUUCCAUAUCGGAGAGACGGAGAAGAAAUGUUUUAUUGAAGAAAUACCCGACGAAACCAUGGUGAUAGGGAGAUACAGAACACAGCUGUGGGACAAACAGGCUGGCUCUUUCCUCCCAUCCACCCCUGGUUUAGGCAUGCAUGUGGAAAUCAAAGAUCCUGAUGCCAAGAUCAUCCUGUCCCGUCAGUACGGCUCGGAUGGCCGUUUCACCUUCACGUCCCACACACCAGGAGAGCAUCAAAUCUGCCUCCACUCCAACUCCACCAAGAUGGCGCUGUUUGCUGGGGGAAAACUGAGAGUCCACUUGGAAAUUCAGGUUGGUGAACACACCAACAACUACCCAGAGAUCGCAGCUAAAGACAAACUGACCGAGCUGCAGCUGAGGGUCCGACAGCUCCUGGACCAGGUGGAACAGAUCCAGAAAGAGCAGAACUACCAGCGGUACCGUGAGGAGCGUUUUCGUAUGACGAGCGAGAGCACGAACCAGCGCGUUCUGUGGUGGUCUAUCGCUCAGACCAUCAUCCUCAUCAUCACAGGAAUCUGGCAAAUGAGACAUCUCAAGAGCUUCUUUGAGGCCAAAAAGCUGGUGUGAAGACCAGACGGCAUCACAGAAACAAUAACUCUAACUCUAAAACUAAGUUCAAUUCAACUUUAUCUUAAGCAGAUAAAUUCAGACACAAUAAGCUUAAACAGGCAGAAUAUUAACGAUUCUUAACGGAAUACUCAUUUUUUUUGCCAUUAAUCAUUUACCACCAUGUUGUUCCAAACCCAUAAAAGCUUCGUUCGUCUUCGGAAUACAAUUUAAGAUAUUUUGGAUGAAAACCGGGAGGCUUGUGACUGUCCCAUAGACUGCCAAGUAAAUAACACUGUCAAGGACCAGAAAAGCAUCAUCAGAAUAGUCCAUCUGCCAUCAGUGGUUCAACCGUAACGUUAUGAAGUGACGAGAAUAGUUUUUGUAAGUGAAUAAAUAAAAAAUAACGUUGUCAGCAGUCUCCUCUUUGUCUCUACAUAUCACCAGAUGCUCUGUUUUCUUUUAAAUCAAAGCAUAAAUACAUGUAGAAAGAGCACAUCCUUGUGGCAUGGCUGAAACAGAAGAGCAUACGCAGCAUACAGUGAGAGACACAGAGGAACAUUGUUCAUUUUACUAAAUUGUAUGAUAGGAAAAUGUUAUGCCUUUAAAAUGAAGAACUUUAGGGGUGCAUGGAAACUACUGUUGACUUCAAGGUUGCAUUACUGAUAAAUGUGAAAAUCAAGCCAGCUAAUCAUUUUAGCAUUUUUAAUAUGUAUAUAUUGAGGUAUUUUAAAGAUUUUGACCAGUCUGUGGCUUUGUUUUCAUAUUCUGUCUGUCUCGGGCUCUCAAAUAGGUUUGAUGUUCACGAUUUUGAGAGGAAUUUAUUCAAGCUAAUUGACUAUAGCUUGCAUUUUAGCUGAUAAGACCAACACAAAUUUUCUUAGUGGUUUACAAAAUAUGAUUUUUGUUGUUGUGUUUCAUGCUUUAUUUAUUAACUGCAUUGACCACAUUUAAACAUACAGGAAUGUCUGUUUCAAGAAUAUAUGUUGUUUAUAGGAUCUUUGGAAAAUUUUGUACUGGCUUGUUACAAGUAUACCAAUUUCUAAAAAUGCUGGUUUGCAUGAUGCACAAAUCCUCCAUAUAAUGUGACGAUUUGAAGGUUAUUUCUAGGCCAACACAGCUGUAUUCUCAAGUGUCAUUCCAGCUUUGUAAUAAACUGUUCAUCAGUGUGCAUACAGAUACUUAACUGUACACUUGUUGGUACUCAGUCUUUAUAUUGUUUGUUCUUAGUUUCUGUCUGUUUCAGGUGUUGUUUAUUUGAAUUAAAUGUGUUUUAAAUUAA
Carassius gibelio (silver crucian carp) is the source of this 1975-nucleotide messenger RNA. It is a transcript of the gene tmed4, whose product is annotated as transmembrane p24 trafficking protein 4. Gene Ontology annotation, cellular component: endoplasmic reticulum; COPII-coated ER to Golgi transport vesicle; Golgi apparatus. Gene Ontology annotation, biological process: intracellular protein transport; Golgi organization; positive regulation of canonical NF-kappaB signal transduction. NCBI's taxonomy places the organism in Eukaryota, Metazoa, Chordata, Actinopteri, Cypriniformes, Cyprinidae. The transcript has 5 exons. The coding region runs from base 46 to 714 and encodes 222 amino acids. The record is from RefSeq and is a predicted model, not a curated record.